AUGUCGCGGAGAUCGGGCGCGGAGGACGAACGGGCGGUGAAAGUACCAUCCCGGGGCACCGCAACGCGCGUUCGCGACGCGAGAGCGACGCUGGAAAACGCUUUCGGGGAGUGCGAGGGACGGGCGCGGGCGAGACGGGCGAGAAACGCGGCGAGAGGCGACGACGGAGACGAUCGAGUGCUGAGAGAUCUGGAGGUGGUGAUGGAAUUAAUCGAAAAAAUGCGAGCGAUGCGCGAUGAUGGCUUGGUGCGAGCGGCGUUGACGUUGAUGGAUGGGUUGAAGGCGGCGCUGCGGAUGUCGAGGGAGAGCGAAGACGAGGCUCGGAGAGAGGUGUGCGUCGCCGCGUUGUUCGGAUUGAGCAGGCUUGCGACUGCGGAGAGGGAGGAGAUGAUACGCGCUGGACUCGAUGGAUUGGAUGGAGACGGGUUGUUGGAGACGUUGAGGGUACAUUGUAAGGCGCCUGGUCUGUCUUUUGAAGAACGCAUGCAAAGCUUGAAGAACUAUGUGGAGACCGUGGGGAAAUCCUCACGCAGGCCUCCGGCGUUAGACAUCCACGAGAGCUCUUCGUCGGAUUCGGAGCGGAAGGGGAAGAAAGUCGUCGGUGGUUUAGCGCGAGCGUUCGCUUCGCGGGGACAUUUAGGGGAAGAUGUGUGCACGCCUGAGAUGAGCGACGACGAAGCGGAGGUUGAGCGUGGUAACCAACUUCGAGCGUUGGGCUCACUGUGUGCAUCGCCGAGUAAAAUUUUCUACGCGCCAGAGAUUUUGAGCGGAAAGGGUGCAAGCGUGGAUGAUACUCGUGCUGCUCCCGUGGGGGAUGUGAUUUGUAGAAUUUGCGAGCAGCCGAUUCCGGCUGCGCAGCUGUCGGAGCACACCACAACGUGCGCUGGAUACCGUCCGUCGCCGUCAUCGUACGAUUCGAGUGAAUUCGCUUCUCCACGCAUUUCAGGCACUAUUCCAUCUCCAGGCGCCGCCGAUGAAACCUCUGAUCAAGUGUCGAUAGAUGAUUUCCGAAUUAUAAAACUUAUAAGUGGUGGGGCGUACGGGAGAGUGUUUCUCGCGCAAAAGCGCACCACUCGCGAUUUGUUCGCGGUAAAAGCAAUGCGUAAGGACGAUCUCGUCUACAAGAAUAUGAUAGACCAAGUCGUUGCCGAGCGUGAUGCUCUCAUUAAGGCUGCGAAUCCUUUCACGAUCAAGCUGUACUACUCGUUCACGUCUGCGAGGCACGUAUACCUCGUCACCGAAUAUGCAAAUGGCGGUGAUUUGUACAGUCUUCUCAAGCAACUAGGGCGUUUAAGCGAAGACCACGCGCGCCAAUACUGCGCCGAGAUAACACUUGCACUAGAGUACGUCCACUCAAAGGGAAUCACGCACAGAGAUUUGAAACCUGGGAACUGUCUCAUCGCCUCAGACGGGCACGUGAAGCUCGCUGAUUUUGGUUUGUCAAGAAUGGAUCGAGACAUUGAUUACAACUCGAGCGGUGGUGAGUACUCUCCAGACGUAUUCGAUGGGGGAUCGCCCGUGUCUCACAGUAGUGCGAGUAUGACGAUUAAAGUCCCUGGGACGCGAGAACAGCUCCACACGAGCAGUCCGAUUCAUAGGAUGACUCUAUUGGCGAGCACGAGUAAAAGCCCGCAACAAAGCCCGGCAAGAAAAGUUCAUUCGCGCUCCUCUGCGUCGUGGCACGGCUCUGGAGCUAAAGGGACUCCCGACUAUUUGGCUCCAGAAAUAUUACUCUGCGAGCCAUGCGGUGCUGGCGUCGACUGGUGGGCUCUGGGCGUGAUGGCGUAUGAACUAGUUGUGGGAACGCCCCCGUUCAACGCGUCAACGCCUCUGGCAAUUUUUUCUAAAGUCAUCGAUGGAAAUAUUGAGUGGCCGAACGGCGAGUGCGAGUUCAGUGAGGCUUAUGCACAUUUUGUGGAGAGUUUACUAGUUCAUGACGUCGAGGCGAGGCUGGGUGCGAGGAGUGCGGACGACGUAAAGGCUCACGAGUGGUUCAGAACGAUUGAAUGGGAUCGAGUGUACGACGGGACCGCUGCCAGCGUGUUCGUACCCAAGCCUGUCGAUUUGCAGGACACCUCCUACUUCAUUCCUGCUUCUGAUAUGAGACAAGAAUAUCCCACUGGGCGAGCGCGAAGAAUGAGUGAGUCGUCUCGAAGGACGGAGCGAGCUUCGGCAAGCGCAGAGAGCACGAGCACGAAUCGCGAGGACACCUUUCUAGAACCCACACAAGGCGAGAUGGACGAUUCGGAGGACGAUGAGGACAUGGCCAUGCGCGCAUUCACUUAUAGAAACCUCGCUGAGCUAGCAUUACGUAACGUCGACAUGUCCACACCUUCGGCCCCUAUGGGACUCCCUCGUCGCGGGAGCGUUGGGAAGGACUUAUCGAAUGUGGAGUAG
Molecule: messenger RNA, 2397 nt
Organism: Ostreococcus tauri
Lineage: Eukaryota; Viridiplantae; Chlorophyta; Mamiellophyceae; Mamiellales; Bathycoccaceae
Product: Serine/threonine-protein kinase, active site
Exons: 1
Coding region: 1-2397 (798 amino acids)
Biological process (GO): peptidyl-serine phosphorylation; intracellular signal transduction
Molecular function (GO): protein serine/threonine kinase activity; ATP binding
Source: RefSeq, a predicted model, not a curated record